UGACACUCUCUGGGGUGCAGGUCGACGCCGCCCGAUGCAGUCGUCGAGGGAAGAGGUCGCCCGGCGCUGGAUGGAGAUGGUGCUCGGCGAGAACAUACAUGGCGUCUUCGUGGAAGCGCUUGAGGACGGCGUCAUCCUAUGCUUGCUCAUCAACCAGCUCUACCGCGCCGUGGGCAUGAAGCAGUCGAGCUGCCCGUUUGACGAAAAGCACGCGACCAAGCCCGCGGGCUACCAGGCGCGACGACAGAAUCUCAAGAACUUUCUCUCCGCCUGCCGCUUCUUUGGCGUGCCCCAAGACGACUGCUUCCGCCCGAGCGACCUGCUCAAGCGCCCGAACCCCGACAAAGUCUAUACGACGAUUCUGUCGCUACAGGCCGCCGUCAUGCACCUCUCGCGCCAGCGCACGCCCGAGGAGCGUGCGUCGCUCGGCUCGCUCCACAUGUCGUCGUCGUCCUUCACAGCGGACAUGGAAGACACCAAGAUGCCCAUCUCGCCCCUCGUCGCCGAGGUUCCGACGCCAGUGGCCCCGUUCGACGACAACGCGCCGUUCGUUGGCGCCGAGAGCGCAUCGGCGUGGACGCAGCUCAUUGCGCAAUACGAAAUGCAGCAACUCCAAAUGUAUUGCACGCCGCCCGACGACGACGAGACGAUCGCCAACGGCGGCACGGGCAAGCUCGCGCACGACUUUUGGCGCACCGAGGAGCGCGUCCGGAUGCUUGUGCGCGAAGAAGCGUUCUGCAAGCACAUGCCGUCGGAGCUGCACGGCCCGCUUUGGCUCAUUUUGUCGGGCGCCAACGUCGAGAUGCGGGAAAACCCGGGCCACUACAGCCGCCUUUUGGCCAACGACCCGAUCAACGCGGAGGCCGUGCGCCAAAUCGACGCCGACGUCGACCGCACCGUGGCGCCCGACGAUCCCGAUUUCUCGCCCGACCUCGUCGACGCGCUGCGCAACGUGCUCGUGGCGUACGCAGCGCACAACCCGACCUUGGGCUACUGCCAGGGCCUCAACUACGUCGUCGCGCGCCUCCUGCAGUGUGUUGGAGACGAAGAAGCAGCGUUUUGGCUUCUCGAGCGCAUGAUCACGAUGCUGCCCGAGGACUACUACACGACCAUGCUCGGCGUCGCCGUCGAUCAGCACGUGUUUGCGUCGCUCGUCGCCCAGCAAAAGCCGGACGUCCUGCGCCACAUUGAGGGUUUGGGUGGAUUUGGCGCCGAGCUUUCGCUGGCAUGUACCGAGUGGUUCCUCACGCUCUUUGCCAGCCCGUGCAAGAAGGAAGUGACGAUGCGGGUGUGGGACCUCCUCUUCAUCGUCGGCAACGAAGUGCUCUUCCGCGUCGCCCUGGCCAUGAUGCACCUCGAGCACGCCAACAUUGUGCACUGCCACAACUACGGCGACGUCCUCACGUGCCUCAACCAGAUGGGCCGGAACGAGUCGUUGGAUCCCAACCUGCUGCUGCGACUAGCCCAAGAGCAGGACAUCCCGACGAUUACGAUCGAAGACCUGCGCGUGAUUCACCGCCUCGAGCUUGCUUCCGGCAUUGCUAGCUCCGUAGCCAAGCAGUCCAUGCCCGAGACGCCGCGCGGGAGCGUCGUCGCGUCACCCUCCAAGCGCCGAAGGCACCGCGGGCGACAGUCCUCGGCCGACCCGCUGCUGUCGUCACGCUCGCUUGCCCGGCACUUAUCGCAGGAAGCGAUCGAAGACCCCGCGACGCCGGACGGCACGUACUUUAACGGGCCUCCUAAGAUUCUUGAGAGUUAUUGGCGCCCAAACGAUGGGUUUACCCUGCCCGUGCGCUGCGAUGACGAGGCGCCGCUGUCGCUCGAUAGGCGGCGGCGCCAGCGCCAGCACUCGGACAUGGGCGGGCGGCGCAGUCUCGACCACGGGCUACGCUCCGCAUCGUUCCGCGAGCAACGGAGCAAGAGCACGGCGGACGAUCUGCGGUCGAGUUUGGACUGUGACCCGCGGCCCGAGAAGGGUAUCACAGUGUUUUUCAAGCGCAUUGAGGAGUGGGGUCGUGACAAGAAGGCGGCCAAAGAGCGCAAGAAGCAAGAGAAGGCCGCGUGGCAGAGUAAGAUCGUAGAGGACUCGGUCGCCGAGCACGACGAGCCGCCCGCGCCCUUUGAGCUGCUCAUCAAGCCUGUCAAAGUCGAGCCCAAGCCGACCGAGUCGGAGGCCUACCUCAUGAUCCAAGAACAAAUCGCGCUCCAGACGCAAAUUCAGGACCAGCUCUCGCGCUGCAGCUUUUCGGUGCUACCAGAGAAGACCAAGACCGCGCGACGCAAGCCAAAGCCAAAGCCCGUGGAAGCCCCCGCGCCGCCCGAGCCUGUCCGGCGCCUCAUCGGGUCUCGAUCGACACCGUCUUUGGCCUCGCUCGAGACGGAAGCGACGCUCUUGGAGGCGGCGCACUUGAGCGGCGACGACGCCGAUGACGACGCCUUGCGAGGGCGCACGACGACGUUCCGGCCUCCGCGCCAUCGCACCGCGUCCUCCUCGAGCAUCCUCGAGAGCCCGCCGACGCACGCGACGUUUGGGAAGCGCCACGUGCCUCUGCUAGCGCUCGAUGCGAGUGUGUCGCCGCCCGAUAUGCGCCGACACACGUCACUGCCAGCGACGGCGCGUCACGUGCAGUCGCUCAACGCGCGUCAAAUGCACCUCGAGAACGCCCGCCUCAUGCGCGAUCGCGCCAACGUCGUCUCGUACUUGCACCGAAAAGCGAGCGAUGUGAGCAGCAUCACGAGCCACAGCGCCGCCGGAAGCCCCGUGAGCGGCUCGGAGGUCGACAUGGCCUUCCGCGAGAGCUUUGGCUCGGACGACAGCGGACGCCGCGUGCGCGGCCAGCGCACCAACUCGUUUUCGUUCCUUGAGCGCCUCUCGGCCGACUUUAACGGGAGCUUGCUCGAAACGUCGGACGCCCACGCGUCGCUCCUCGAGUGCUAAGAUAGAGUAGUGUUGUGAAAUAGCGUCUCUUAAUCGUAGUCCAGCGUCAUCAUAGUGGUUGAGCA
Saprolegnia diclina VS20 is the source of this 3003-nucleotide messenger RNA. RefSeq lists its product as hypothetical. The record is from RefSeq and is a predicted model, not a curated record. NCBI's taxonomy places the organism in Eukaryota, Oomycota, Saprolegniomycetes, Saprolegniales, Saprolegniaceae. Bases 35 to 2938 code for a protein of 967 amino acids. The transcript has 11 exons. Gene Ontology annotation, molecular function: protein binding.